This is a messenger RNA of Owenia fusiformis, 1634 nucleotides long. Lineage: Eukaryota; Metazoa; Annelida; Polychaeta; Sabellida; Oweniidae. The record is from the annotation of a GenBank genome assembly.
CGUCACUAUGUCACAAUCUCAGUGUUAUAUGCGUCAUUCGAGGUUUCACACCUCAUUACGACAAUUGCUUCUGCUAUAAAACUGACAUUCAAAUAGAAUCUACCAAUAGAGGAAAAAGAACAUACAAGAAGCAACAUCAACAAAUCAAAGAAUAUUCGCGAAUCAUUUCAACAAGAUUUGAAACAUUUUUCUCUUGUUUCAAGUUAACUUCAACCUGGCCAGUCUCAAAUAGAAUUGUUGAACUGAAAUAAUAAACGUAAAAUGGAAGCCAUGAUGCCGUGCAAAACAGAGACAAUAAAUAUAAAAGAAGCUUGGACGCAGAAACAAGAACGCAAAAAUAAUCUGAGUAUCGCACUGCCUACGAUUCAGAAAAAAAGGAACCUCACAGGUGUCUCGCAAAAUCAGAAUGACAAAUUUGGGGGCAAGAAAAAAGGUAAUGACUUCUCAAAAGAUCGACGACCAUCAAAAUGUAAAGAAAUUACAUUAAAAUUGACAAGGAUGAGCACAAAAAGUGGAACGGAACAUUUUAUAACAAGUAUGACUGAACGAGAAAUCUCCGAUAGUACGGACAGCUGUAGUGGAGGCAACCUGACCCCAUUAAUGGAACGAUUCUUAGCAGACUCCACUAAGGAAAAUAUGGCCUUUAAAAAUAGAAGGACAAGUAUACAGAGACGAAUUGGAUGUAGAGAUGAAUACAAAGAAGAAAAAUCGUGCUCCAUGACAAAAGGAGAGAUUGAGGCCUUCACCGAACAAGAAGGUAUUUUAUCUUUCUACUCAAGUGCUAACGCGAGCACUUCAGCCGCAAACUCUGAAUGGCAAGAUGUUAAGGGGUCACUUUACCCCCAAUUAACAAACAGAAAUCUUCACGUUCCUCAAAAUCAAUGGACAUAAAAUCAGAAACAAGCCCGACAUAUAACUAUCGAAAAUGCAGUAACAGUGAUUCAUCAGGUGCCUCACAAAUACCGAAUUCACCGAUCUACUCGGACGUAAGUCUUAAUGGCCUAUUCUGCUCUGAGGGAACAUAUAGCACUGCCUCAUUAUCGCCAAUGCUAUCGGUGAUUAAUCCUGAGGAUCCCGUCUCUCCUAGCCAAUUAGAUGUUACCACUCACAAAUAUCCUCGACGAAAUUCAGAGAACAAUACUACAGAAUCUGAGCAUCAUGGAGUUUUCCCUCGCUGUUUCUCAAUGUGCUGCCUUUCGAGAAAUUCAGACCGGAGACAUUCACUAUAUUCUGAUGAAGAGAUUGACAAUUGUCGUUGUAUAAAAAGUCUUCCUAACAUUGAUAACAUGUGUCAUAAAUCAGGGUCUACACGUGUCAACAGUUUCAAUUCUUCCCGUGGCCAAACUUCUACACGUGUCAACAGUUUCAAUUCUUCCUGUGGCAGAACUAAAUACAAAACGAAAGAUAAUUAAGAUAAACUUCAAUAUAUUGAUCAAUAUUCAUGUAAAUAACUCUAUAUUAACACAUUUGUAAUAAUUAUCAGUUGUAAAUACAGUGGUACAUUGAAAAAUGAAAUUCUUGUACAUAUUGGAUAAAUGAUAACAAUUCACAAUUUUAAAUAUUUUAGCUUGUGAUUAGCCAUACACCCCCUGGGAUGUCUUUAUCACUGUUAUGUAGAUAUGUUUUUAAUAAAU